Molecule: messenger RNA, 6169 nt
Organism: Salmo salar (Atlantic salmon)
Lineage: Eukaryota; Metazoa; Chordata; Actinopteri; Salmoniformes; Salmonidae
Source: RefSeq, a predicted model, not a curated record
AAAAAUGGCAUUACUUAAAUUAUGGGGUUAAUGCACAAGGGGAACAUUGUCUUUCAUGGUAAAAGGUAUGGCUUUCUAUACUAUCUAUUUACCAAUAUUACACCGGCUUUAGGACCCAGGUGCACAACCGUUUCCAGACACUGGUUGAAGUGAUAGCUUAUUCUCGUCAUUCAAUAUCUCAUAUCAACGAACAAAACGCCGCAGUUUCCAAAGACAAGACAGAGGGAAACUUGUUGCGGAUAGAGAUCUAGUCAAUGAUACCGAGGACAAUCACUUGGGUCGGUGUACAGCCUUCUCAACAGCUGUCAGGAGCUUCUAUCUGCGUCUCCAUCUGCAUCCUCGGUGAAUUCCUCCACCGGGGCGCCGCCAAGGCAGGAGACUCGCCGCUUGUUUCACGGUUGUGAGGUACCACCGGAGACACCAUGAGCCAGAGGUUUACCGUGACCGCCUUUUCCAAGAGCGACAGCGGCCGUAACGUGUCAGACAUCCAGGGCGAGGUGAACCAACUGUUCGAGGGAGAUGAACCCACUCCGAGCUCUUCAAACAAAGAGGUGUCUUUCAAUACGGAGGUAGUGGUCGUGCAAGGUGAUGGGAACCCCAAGGAAAGUAGUCCUUUCAUCAACAGCAGUGAUGCUACGGAGAAGAGCCAGCAAUACGAUGGCAAACAUAUGGCUCUGUUUGAGGAGGAGAUGGAGACUAGUCCCAUGGUAUCAACCAUGAUCAGUAGCCUGGCAAACUACUCCAGUCUCCCCCAGGGCAGCAAGGAGCACGAGGAGGAGGCAGACAAUGAGGAGGAAGACAAAAAGAAGAAGAAACCGGUCAAGGCUCCACAGUUGGGGACCCUGAUGGGGGUGUACCUCCCCUGUAUCCAGAACAUCUUCGGGGUGAUCCUGUUCCUGCGGAUGACCUGGAUGGUCGGCAUCGGAGGAGUCAUUGGCUCCUUCAUCAUCGUCUUCAUGUGUUGUUCUACUACUAUGCUGACUGCAAUCUCCAUGAGUGCCAUUGCCACCAAUGGUGUUGUUCCAGCUGGAGGAUCCUACUACAUGAUCUCCCGUUCUCUGGGGCCUGAGUUUGGGGGCGCCGUGGGCAUUUGUUUCUACCUGGGAACAACGUUUGCUGGGGCCAUGUACAUCCUGGGGUCCAUCGAACUCUUACUGGUCUACAUCCUCCCCCAGGCUGCCAUUUUUAAGAUGGAGGGUCUGGAGGGGGCCGAGGCGGAGGCGGCGAUGCUUAACAACAUGCGUGUGUAUGGCACCAUUGUGCUCAGUUUCAUGGCCACGGUGGUGUUUGUGGGGGUCAAGUACGUCAACAAGUUAGCCUUGCUCUUCCUGGCCUGCGUCAUCCUGUCCAUUCUGGCUGUGUACGCUGGAGUCAUCAAGACGGCCAUCGAGCCACCUGACUUUCCAGUGUGUCUGCUGGGUAAUCGCCCGCUGAUCUCCAAAGGGUUCGACGUGUGCGCCAAAACAUUGGAGAGUGGCAACGGCACGGUCACCACCAAGCUGUGGAAUGUCUUCUGCGACUCGCCCUUCCUCAACGCCACCUGCGACGAGUACUUUGUCAACAACAACGUGUCCUUCAUCCAGGGCAUCCCUGGAGUCAUGAGCGGCAUCCUCAAAGAGAACCUAUUUGGGAAUUACCUGGAGAAGGGGGAUCUGGUGGCUAAGAAGGGGAUUGCGACUGUGGAGGGCCCUGAUGACACUCUGACCAACUCCAACCGUUACGUCCUGGCCGACAUCACCAGCUUCUUCACCCUGCUGGUCGGAAUCUACUUCCCCUCCGUCACAGGGAUCAUGGCCGGAUCAAACCGCUCAGGGGAUCUACGCGACGCUCAGAAGUCCAUCCCCAUCGGCACUAUCAUGGCCAUCACCACUACCUCAAUAGUGUACAUGUCAGCUGUGGUCCUGUUUGGUGCCUGCAUCGAGGGAGUGGUCCUUAGAGACAAGUUUGGGGAGGGCGUCAAUGGCAACCUGGUCAUUGGCACCUUGGCCUGGCCGUCACCGUGGGUUAUUGUCAUUGGCUCCUUCUUCUCCACCUGUGGGGCGGGGCUUCAGAGCUUGACGGGUGCUCCGCGUCUCAUGCAGGCCAUCUCCAGGGACGGUGUCGUGCCCAUCCUACGGGUGUUUGGCCAUGGGAAAGCCAACGGAGAGCCCACCUGGGCCUUGCUACUGACAGCGGGUAUCUGUGAGAUUGGGAUCCUUAUUGCCUCCCUGGACGCAGUGGCCCCCAUCCUCUCCAUGUUCUUUCUGAUGUGCUACAUGUUUGUGAACCUGGCCUGUGCCCUGCAAACCCUCCUGAGGACGCCUAACUGGAGGCCGCGCUUCAACUUCUACCACUGGGCCUUGUCCUUCCUGGGUAUGAGUCUGUGUCUCUCACUCAUGUUCAUCUGUUCCUGGUUCUACGCCAUUGUCGCCAUGGUGAUCGCUGGCAGUAUCUACAAGUAUAUCGAGUUCCACGGGGCGGAGAAAGAGUGGGGUGAUGGGAUACGAGGCAUUUCUCUCAGCGCCGCCCGAUACGCUCUGAUGAGACUGGAGGAGGGGCCGCCGCACACCAAGAACUGGAGGCCUCAGCUGUUGGUGUUGGUCAGUACAGACGUGGAGCAGAAUGUGGAGCAGCCUCGUCUGCUCUCGCUGACCAACCAGCUGAAAGCGGGCAAAGGGCUGACCAUCGUGGGCACCGCCUUGGCGGGCACCUAUCUGGAGAACCACCCCCAGGCCCAGCGGGCAGAGCAGUCUCUGCGUAAGCUGAUGGAGACAGAGAAGGUAAAAGGCUUCUGCCAGGUCACCAUCUCGUCCAACAUGCGCGACGCCACCUCCCACCUGCUCCAGGCUAGCGGGCUGGGCGGCCUCAUGCACAACACGGUGCUGGUCAGCUGGCCGCGCAACUGGAAGCAGGCCGAUGACCUCCAGACCUGGAGGGAUUUCAUUGAGCUGGUUAGGGAGACCACUGCCGCCCACCUGGCCCUGCUGGUGCCCAAGAACAUCGCUGCCUUCCCAUCCAAUGGAGAACGCUUCUCCGAGGGCCACAUCGACGUGUGGUGGAUCGUCCAUGAUGGAGGCAUGCUGAUGCUGCUGCCCUUCCUUCUGCGCCAGCACAAGGUGUGGAGGAAGUGUAAGAUGCGCAUUUUCACCGUGGCCCAGAUGGAUGACAACAGCAUCCAGAUGAAGAAAGACCUGUCCACCUUCCUGUAUCACCUGCGUAUCGAUGCCGAGGUUGAAGUGGUGGAAAUGCACGACAGUGACAUCUCAGCCUACACCUAUGAGAAGACCCUGGUGAUGGAACAGCGAUCGCAGAUCCUCAAGCAGAUCAACCUGACCAAGACCGAGCGAGAGAGAGAGAUCCAGAGCAUCACAGACUCAUCCCGCGGAUCCAUCCGGCGUAAGAAUCCGGCAGUGGUGACCACCCAGCUGAGUGUGACCGAAGAACAUCCUGGAGUGAGCAGCAAGGUGGAGAAACCAGAGGAAGAGUCUGCCUCUGUCGCUGUGUCCCCUCCCACUCAGGUCCAGCUCAUCCACGACAGCACCAGCCCGACCAGUCCUGCCACCCCGGCUACCCCUCUGACUCCAGCUUCCGAGGGAGGGGCCCAGACCCCAGGGUCUGCACAGGUCCAGAUGACCUGGACAGAAAAGGCCGACGGCGAGCCGGCCAAGCCGCCUGGCGCCGCCACGCCGGAGGGCAUCAAAGACAUUUUCAACAUGAAGCCUGAGUGGGAAAACCUAAACCAGUCCAAUGUGAGGCGCAUGCACACGGCACUGAGGCUGAAUGGUGUCAUCGUGAAGAAAUCCUCAGAGGCCAAGCUGGUGCUCCUCAAUAUGCCCGGGCCGCCCAAUAACCGGUCUGGAGAUGAGAACUACAUGGAGUUCCUGGAGGUCCUGACUGAGGGUCUCAACAGGGUCCUCCUGGUUCGUGGUGGCGGUCGCGAGGUCAUCACCAUCUACUCUUGAGAGAGCAGACCUUUCUCCCCCACGAACCCCUUCAUCUCCCGAACCCCACAUCUAGAAAAAAUACCCCCCUUCCAUUUGUUUUUGUAAGACACUCCCCUCACACCCAAGCAAUAGACCAGCUCACCUCACUCUAAAGGAUCUUCUGUUUGCCUAACAUACAGACACAGUUUAAAUAAGUUCACCCCAUACACUUCCCUAUGAGCACAAGAAGUUAAAAGACGUAUAUUGGGUUAAAAAAAUGCUGAAAAUAUGUAUUUUUGCUUGAAAACACGCUGAAAAUACAUAUAUUUUUGGUCGAUAAAAGAUGCUGAAAAUACAUAUUUUGGGUUGAAAAAAUUUUUAAAAAAUGUAUUUUUAGCAUCUUGUGCUCACUGGAUAUAGAGCUACACCUCAUUCUUCCAGCCCUUUUCUGGUCCUAUAUGAUGUCAGCGGUAGCUGCUUUUAGCCUCAUAUCAAAUAUAACAGAUGCUCAGAGACCUUCCCCUCUCCGUGGCCCAAAUAUCUUAUAAAGGAAAGGUUCAGUCCACUUCCAAAUCAGCCAGAAAGAUUAUCAGUCAAUACUCUGAAAUGAAAUAGUGUAAGAUAGCGCCCUCUGCUGAAUAAUUUGCAGUUAGACAUCACUGCCCAGCUCCACCCGCUUUUGUGUUAUUCAUAUCUGCCUUUUGAUCAAUCCAGUAGUUUAAAAAAAAGUAUAAAUGAUGUAACCUUUAUUUAACUAGGUAAGUCAGUUCAGAACAAAUUCUUAUUUACAAUGACGGCCUACCCCGGCCAAACCCUAACCCGGACAAUGCUGGGCCAAUUGUGCACCGCCCUAUGGGACUCCCAAUCAUGUCCGGUUGUGAUACAGCCUGGAAUCGAACCAGGGUUUGUAGUGACUCCUCGAGCACUGAGAUGCAGUGCCUUAGACCACUGCGCCACUCGGGAGCCCUAGUCACUCGGCUAUGGAGUCAAAGGAUACAGAGGGUUAGGUGAGCUGGGGUUGUUCAGUGUGGUGUUUGUGCCUGUGUGUUUAAGUGUCACAUUCAUCCGAUUGUGGUUUGUUUUUACGAGGGGAUGUUUUAGAGUGCAAUCGAGUCACCUACCUGUAAACAUGGAGUAGCCUUCCAAGACUGAACGGUGGAGGACUGAGGAUGUUGACAUUGUGUAGCUAGUCGUCUAUAUCACCCUGUGAAACCACAGCAAAGAGAGAAUAUCGAAAAGCACCUGCGGCAAGCCCUGUUCAUCACGUGCGGAGAUGACCAUCGUCGAGAAAGACUGCUACCCACGGUCAUGGUCAGAAGAGAAUGUGGUCAUAUUUUUUCAUCCGGGUCAGUCAUGAAUGAAAGAACCACAGUUGGAGGAAGAUGGGAGAGAAACAAACAAGCCUCCCGUGACGACAUAGAUCGCGCUUCAUGAACUUUGACCUCAUCUUGAGCACUCCGCAACGUUUGUUUUUGCUCACGCAUUGUCAUCAUAUUUAUACUUGUCCCCUUUCCCCUUUCUAAGUGGCUGUGUGUCCUUUCUAGCUCCAGCCACUGUUAGUGCCAAAAACAACAAGGCUAGCUUGGUUUUAGAUAUUGACACGUCGUUAAACUGUGAGGAGCGUUCUUAGCGGAAAAGUCAUCUGACAGAUGAGCUGGGGCUCUUUCUCAAUUGCCAUUCCUCAAUUCCUGCUGUCCUUUUUCCUCGAUUCCUUGUGUUUCCUCACCUCCUUGGACAGAGAGACAAGAGCUGUGUUCGAAUACUCAUACAAACCAUUUGUGACGUAAAUUGAGUGUAUAGUGUGCUUAUUGUUCAUAGUAUGGAUAUAGUUAGUAUGCCAAAAGUUCCCGGAUGUCGUACUCCAUUCGCCAAAAUACGAAGUAUACACGCAGUGGGCACUAUUGCAGUGCUUUUAGGGCCCAUAAUAUAAUAAAAAAUGUUUUCAGAUUUUAAGAAAAUGGCAGAAAAUAUGCAGCCAAAGUCCAACGAGAGCAGAUACAAAUAUGACAAAUGUUAAGAAACUGUUGAGCAAUGAAAUAAAGUAAUGACUUUUCCAGUAAGUUACCUUACACAUUAUGUAGGCUGACAAUUUGUUAGCUACGCUGUCCUUACGAACAGGAUAUAUUUUGUAAAAAAAUUGUUUUAUUUAACCUUAUUUAACUAGGCAAGUCAGUUAAGAAGAAAUUCUUAUUUACAAUGACGGCCUACCCCGGCCAAACCCUAACCCGGACGAUGCUGGGCCAAUUGUGUGCCACCCUAUGGGACUC